UACUUCUGAGACGGAAAGCGGGCAACUCUACCAAACUUCCAGAGCUGUGGCCAUUGCCUCUGCGUCUAUUAGGGUGCGACAGAAGCCCCGCCCAUUUUAGUAUCGCCAUCGCAAGGCGACACUUCUUAUUUUUCCCAUUGACUAGCUUCUGUAGUAGUCCAAAACGUUUUAUUGGUGGCUUGACGACGUCAUCCGUCGGCGACAUCCUCUUCCAAAGGCUCUCUCCGAGGGAUUGAUUGAAGAGCAUCAUGGCAGCUGUGGGCUUUGAGGAAUUCUCAGUGCCUCCUGGGUCUGAGCUGGCCCUCCCUCCUCUUUUUGGUGGCAAUAUCCUUGAGAGUGAACUGGAGACAGAGGUGGAGUUUGCUGAUGGUGGAAUAGCAGAAGAAGAGGAAGAGGAAGGUGUCUUGCGGCAGCAGGAGAUGACACGACGCAAGUGCCAGGCACUAGCACGGCGCUGCAAGGAAUUGGAACAGGUGAAUGAGAGGAUGUUAAAUCGGUUGCAUCAGGUUCAGAGAAUAACACUGCGACUCAAGCAGGAGAGAAGGUUUCUCAUGAGGGUGUUGGAUUCAUAUGGUGAUGAUUACAGACAAGGCCAUCUGGACAUAGUCUUAGAGGAUGAAGGGGGCCACAGCCCUGAUGCUCCCACCCUCGGCAACACAGAAAAUGAGCCCCCUGAAAAAGACAUGCCCAGGUGCCCCUCAGGUCCUCUCCCUGCCCAUGAGCCUGAGAGCCUUUCUCCAAGUGAGGGUCCCACCACUAAGAAGCGGCGGCGCCACCUGCGAGAGGAAAAGGAAGGGAGAGUGCGACGAGUAGCCCAAACGUUACUCCCUAUGGAAGAAUUCUCUGCACAGGUUAAGUCUGAAGAAGAGUUCCAGUGUGAGCAGGAGGAUGUCCUUGCCUCCACCUGGCAGCCAUCCAGCCCCCGAGACAAGUUACUUCAUUACCCUAAGUUUUCAAGUCCUGGGGCCUGUUCUGAUUUUGAUUGAGGCCAGUCACCACUAGCCUGAACUCCAAAGGAGAUUCUAUAUAUCACUUGCAUCUGUUGCUUCCCACCGAUUUGUCAAAUGAUAUUGAAGGAGCACAAGCUCAUUUUCUAGGAACAGAGGGAGAUGGAGUAUAGAAAUUUAAUACACCUUCUGUACCCUGAACUCAAUUCCACACUGAGUGGAAAAGUCAAAUAUCAAUAUGAACUGUACUGGGACAUUUAUCAAAUAACCUAGAAGUCAGUAAUAGUACUGAAACCACUAUGUAUUCUGUGUACUUUGUAUUUUGCCCCACCCUGACACCUUCCCAGUGUGUGGGACUUCAUCUCCUGCUGUUGCCAAACACCAUGGCCAAAGGCAGAGGACAGUGGGAGCUGUAGUCCCACAUAGCUGGAGGGAAUAUUGUAUUAGAUGAAGGGAUUGUGUUUCACAUGUCUGAAAUCCUAAUGUAGGAUACCAGGUGGAAAUGGGCACUUAGUGGCCAGCUUUUAUGUAAUUUAAAUGUCUUAGUGGAUGUGUUGGAAAGGAGAGUGCUGCUGCUUGAGUCAUUAAGUGUUCAGCCUCUCAUCUGUUGUCCUUUUGUAAGAAAUGAUGUCUAAACUAAAGGGGAGAUUGUAUCUGGCUUCCACAGGUUCUUCUGAGGAAGUAGAUGAGGAAUGGAGACUGAAUCCAAAUGUCUGUAAUAAUGUGUCCUUAGUGAGACUGGUCAGGAGACACACCUUAGAACCUUGCCUUGGCAGUGAAGGCCAUAGGAGACCAAUUCUCCCUUAGCAUUGGGUUUAGCAGUUGUUAGAAGACAAGUCUCUGGAGAACAUCAUCACAUGGAAGAGCAGUAAUGUUUCCUGACAAUACCUGAAAGAAUCCCACCCGUAGUCUGCAUUGGUUGUUUGAGUGGAAGUGAUGGGAUCUGCAUCCCAGCAUCCCUGGAGAACAUCAGCUUUGGAAGAACUCGCAUCAUGGCGGCUUGCAUUAAACAAGUCAGUUCUGUGCCAAUAAAAGCAAAGCUUUGCAUCCUG
Molecule: messenger RNA, 1999 nt
Organism: Anolis carolinensis (green anole)
Lineage: Eukaryota; Metazoa; Chordata; Lepidosauria; Squamata; Anolidae
Gene: tfpt
Product: TCF3 fusion partner
Exons: 6
Coding region: 249-986 (245 amino acids)
Biological process (GO): apoptotic process; positive regulation of apoptotic process; apoptotic signaling pathway
Cellular component (GO): Ino80 complex
Molecular function (GO): DNA binding
Source: RefSeq, a predicted model, not a curated record